Molecule: messenger RNA, 3073 nt
Organism: Toxorhynchites rutilus septentrionalis
Lineage: Eukaryota; Metazoa; Arthropoda; Insecta; Diptera; Culicidae
Product: serine/arginine repetitive matrix protein 1
Exons: 7
Coding region: 962-2686 (574 amino acids)
Source: RefSeq, a predicted model, not a curated record
UUCACGACAACGGAAUCGAAAAUGGCGACGGAUUGAAACAGAAGUGUUCGUAGCAGAAGAUACAUUAUUCGAUUGAUUUUUACUAAUAAAAGUGCAUUGCGCGUUUCAUAAGGUACGGAUAAGCUCAAGUUCGGGUUAUCGUGUUCGUUGAUAUUAUGGUUACCGCCGGGAAACACCAUAUGACGCAUUAUUUUCCGCGAGACGCGACACCAGAUUAAUCGGACUUGACUACAUAAAUGGUUGCUGUAAUUUCCUGGAUAACGAUAAAAAAAAAUAUGAUGGUGAUCCUGGACGCUGGCGGAUAUUUGUCCAGUUUCAAGGAUGGCAAACAAGGAGAACGAGAGAAAGCAUAAUUUUGAUCCCUCAGUGGAUGAUGUGGCAAAAUAAUAUUUUCUUUCUCUGGGCUGUGUGUGAUAUUGGGAAUGGGAAUGGGAGCUGGAAACAUCGAAGCGAGCAAUCGUCGGGCUAGCCAUAGUGAUUUUUAGUGCGAUUAUUCCGUUUUGUUCCGGUAUUGAAUUUCGAGAAAAAAAAAUCGCCGUUCCUAGCGCGUCCCGUUCCGGUGUAACGAAAGAAUGAAUGGAAUAUCUAGAAUGUCGGUAUCGCGAUAGAAUUCCACGGUCAUAACGCGAUUCGACGAGCAUUCCGCUCUUAAUACCAUUUCGGCGGUUCGGUUUUAGUCGCCGGAUUAUCGGUUCGCGAUCGACAAUAUUAUCAACUGGUGGAUCGGACUAUUCAAUUCCUCAGAUACUGAUAAUCGGACUAUUAUCACCAUCAUAUAAUACAAAUGUUCUGAUACUAUUGUAUUCCGCUUUCUCAUCCUCCCGUUUUUGCAGAGUAAACGGCGGAUUAUUCUGAAUCCGUGUGAUUUUGUGCUAAAAGAAUUUUCACAGUAUCAGUAAAAUUUCUAAACAGAAGAAUCGGCUGUGUCUGAAAUUUUUUGUGCGCGGUGUCUUGUGUACGCAUGGACCGUAACAUGUCCUCAAUGGGACGGCUGAGCAGGCGAAGUCCGUCCCCUCCGCGUGGCGGACCGAUUGGUUCAGGCAAGCUGCGCAUGGACCGUAAACCAAACCACGUUAGGAUUAAUGAUCCUAGCCAUCCAGCCGGAAAGCGCAAGGAAAUCGACAACGUAAUGAGAAAGGCCCGCGCUUUUCCCAACGAAACUUGGGAUAAAAAAUUACUGGAAGUGGAAGAGAAGGAUCCGAAUCGUUGGCGUCACACUGGAUUCAAGAAAAUGUACAUUGAAGACGAUCCAAGUAGCUCAGAUAGUGAGCGAGGCGGCCGUUUCGGAAAUGGUCCGCCCCCGCGACGUACUCGUAGCCGAUCACCUCGCUCUCCGCCACCACGGCACCGCCGUAGCCCGUCUCCUCCGAUGAGAAAACGUCGUCCGCUGCCAGUUUCCCCUUCACCGCCACCAAUGCGACGACGUCCGUCAUCUAUUUCUCCUCCUCCACCAGAGCCGAUGUUGAAACGGAGACCGCGUUCUCCACCACCACGAAUGAUGCGCCGACCGUCGCCACAGGAAUUCCAUCGUAAAUCUCCAUUCUCUGCUGGGGGUUCACCCCGUCGUGGGCCCCCACGUCGAAUGUCUCCGGGACCGCCGCCAAGGGCUCGUGCCAAGAGACCUCCAUCGCCUCCGCCAAAGAUAAGUCGAUCGCCCUCAAUUACCAGCUGUUCGGAUGAAUCCUGUUCCGCGUGCUCCAUAGAUGAUAGGCACCACCGGCUACGGCCUCGUACAUCUCGUUCGAUAUCCGGUUCGCGUCCGCGUCUCCGUGUUGCCUCGCCGCCUAGCGCACAUAUUUCGAAAAAUCGUCGCGACGGUCCGGGAAUGCGUCCGAUGAGUCCGUCGCCAAUGGACCCGCGCCGUAAGGAACCGAUGCCGAAGGUGCACCGCGUUGAUAAGGAUCCUCGAGAGCGCCCAUCGCGUCCAAUUCCUCCGCCACCACCGCCCGAGCGUAUUCGCCAUCCACAAACGCCCGAGUCAGACAAAUUGCCCUCUCCAAAGCCUUCUCGUGUGUCGAAGCACAAGGCUAUUCCAGAAGAUCCCCGUCCAGCAAAGGUUCGACCACCCAAGCAGGCAGCAGCGGUAGCGGCCGCGUCAGUUCCAAGCAAGAAGCACAAAGAUAAAAACACAGAAAAGUUACGAGCACGAGUUAAGAUCGAGGGCGAGCCAAAACAACGUCGUCCGCGUUCACCAUCGUCCGGUUCGGAGGAAUCGUCUAGCAGUGAAAGUUCAUUACCACGGUUUACUGCCACCACACGGUUGACACUGUCGGAACGUUUCGGCAAAAUGGCCCAAUGGAGCGUCGAUCGGAGCAAUAUGGAAAAUAUGCGUAUCACCAAGAACAGUGCUGGCGGAGAUCUGAAGGUCAUGAUCGAGGAAGAAAUGGAAGCUCCGCCCCCGGUACGAUACACAUAUUCUCCUGCACCAGCAGGACACUUCCCCGAAGAAUUGAUGACCACAGGUCCCAGUGGAUUAUCUUCAUGGGACGAUGUUCGUGUACGGUACGAGUACUACAAAGGACGCGGUUAUCUGAGGGAUCUGGAUCUACAGGAUUACAUCAAGUGGGAAGAGUGGUGGUAUAAAUAUCAAGAAUGGCUGAAGCAAGAGCGCUAUUACGAGUUGUGGGAACGAUCCCAGAUGAACAGACGUCGCAAGAAAGUACCCAUUACGCAAAGGUUGAAUUAAAAACCGAGUGGAACGAUGCAUUCAGAACACAUAAUAUAUAUUAUAUUUUCCGCUACAUAUUAUCUGUAGAGAAAUAAAAAGUACACAAACAUUGACCUCUAAAGAGUAGCUUUUAGAGGUAGAACUGCCAUUGCGCAGAACAAAAGUAAAAAAGUAAAAGUUAAUAUAUUAUUCAUUUUAAUGUUUCAUGUGCAUUACAAUAGAAAAAAAUGCCGCUUGAGAUCAUAGAACCAUGGAAUCCUAUUCCACACAUAUAAAUGGUAAGCAUGAUUGAGCAUAUUAUUUGACAAUAUCAACGGUAAUUUUUCACUAUCUUUAUAUCCAAGUCGUUUUUGAACAAAAAAUGGAUGGAUACAACGUGAGAAUAAAAAGUUUUUAUUCUUUCAA